This is a messenger RNA of Mesocricetus auratus (golden hamster), 2902 nucleotides long. It is a transcript of the gene Cish, whose product is annotated as cytokine inducible SH2 containing protein. Gene Ontology annotation, biological process: phosphatidylinositol phosphate biosynthetic process; intracellular signal transduction. The record is from RefSeq and is a predicted model, not a curated record. NCBI's taxonomy places the organism in Eukaryota, Metazoa, Chordata, Mammalia, Rodentia, Cricetidae. The transcript is spliced from 3 exons. Gene Ontology annotation, cellular component: phosphatidylinositol 3-kinase complex. Gene Ontology annotation, molecular function: 1-phosphatidylinositol-3-kinase regulator activity. The coding region runs from base 956 to 1858 and encodes 300 amino acids.
CUCUCUCCCUGCCCAUGCCCCAAGCGGGAAGCACCGGAAAUCUCCGGCCUCGGGCUAGCUGCGGGAUUUGGGAGGGCUUGACCGGUUGGAGGUGAUGGAGCGCGAGUGGUGCGCCUAGAAUACCCACACACACACACUUAGUGUGUGGAUAGGGAAACGGGGCUGGCGAGCGGUGGGAUCUCACUGGCGCCAACUGUAAGAGGUCCCCCAGGAUGGAGCUCACCAGUCUAGACCUUUCUGAGCCCAGAGCUUACUUAGCCUUCCAGAUUCCUACCUAUCGGUGACCUUGAGCUAGCCCCAUUCUCUGUUCAGGUCAGUGGUUAGACUCUUCUUAGGAAGCCAGCCUGAGGGCUUUGACUCUCCCAAGGCUGGCGCCUGAUAACUAACACCUUUAGGUGCACCGCCACGCCUCUUUUUAGCCCACCUUCUCCAAGGUUUCCCAAGACGGAGUGUGGGACUGUAGUGGGAGGGAGGCUUUGAUAAAGACAAAAUCUUGGCCUCAGAUGAAUUUCUUUGGCACACCUGUGCACACUGUUUCAGCAUCCCCUUAAGUCACUGGUGAGUCAGUAAUUCAGGAAACGCUGGGAGGAGAUGAUUUAGGUGGGCAUUACACACCCAGGGGGAGCUGGGUGGCCCGGUAGCAGUUGUUAUAACUGACAUGGGUAUGGUGCCGGUGGUAGAAGGUGGGGCUGGACUGAAGCGCCCUUGCUCUGAGCAGGCCUGGGCCACUGGAAGACGGCAUGGAGGUGCUGGGAAGACUAGUCCCCGGUGGGACCUGCCGUGGUCCUUCAUUCUUCGAAUUUUGGGCUCCUCAGCAGACUCCCACACCGCCUUCCCUCUUGAGUGUCCCUCCUCCAUUCUGGGUCCCGACAGCCUCUUUGACUUCGCCUUAACUGAAGGCCCCUGGGCCCCUCAGGGCCUGCGUUGGGUAUUAGGGAAAGAAGGUCUUUAGCAGAUGUGCCUGUAUCCCAAACCUAGGCUUUGUUCAUCUCGCCCGGCAUGUGUCCUCAGGCUAGAUUCCAAGACAUGCACACACAGGUUCUUGGAACACACUGGCCCUCACCCCCACCACAAUGAUACGGUGGUAGACACACCCCUACCUAGAUCUUGUCCUUUGCUGGCUGUGGAGCACACUGGGCAGCGGCCUCCGUGGGCCCAGUCUCUGGAGCUGCCUGGGCCAGCCAUGCAGCCCUUGCUCACUGGGGCAUUCCCAGAGGAGGUGGCAGAGGAGACCCCUGUCCAGUCAGAGAGCGAACCAAAGGUGCUAGACCCUGAGGAGGAUCUGCUGUGUAUAGCCAAGACUUUCUCCUACCUUCGGGAAUCCGGAUGGUAUUGGGGUUCCAUUACAGCCAGUGAGGCCCGGCAACACCUGCAGAAGAUGCCAGAGGGCACAUUCCUAGUACGAGACAGCACCCACCCCAGCUACCUGUUCACGCUGUCCGUCAAAACCACCCGUGGCCCAACCAAUGUACGUAUCGAGUAUGCUGAUUCUAGCUUCCGACUGGACUCCAACUGCUUGUCCAGACCUCGCAUCCUGGCCUUCCCAGAUGUGGUCAGCCUUGUGCAGCACUAUGUGGCCUCCUGUGCUGCUGACACCCGGAGUGACAGCCCGGAUCCUGUUCCCACCCCAGCCCUGCCUCUGCCUAAACAAGAUGCACCUGGUGACUCAGCCCUGCCUCUCCCCAUGGCUACUGCUGUGCAUCUAAAGCUGGUGCAGCCCUUUGUGCGAAGGAGCAGUGCCCGAAGCUUACAGCAUCUGUGUCGCCUAGUCAUCAACCGCCUGGUGGCCGAUGUGGACUGCCUACCGCUGCCCCGGCGAAUGGCUGACUACCUCCGACAGUACCCCUUCCAACUCUGACUGGACCAGGCCCUCUGCCCUGCCUCGCACAACUACAUCCUGGAGGGGACACAGGACACAGCUGGACUUGGGUUCCUAUUGUCCCUUCUUCAGUCACCCUGGUGCCUGCGUACCUACAGCUGGAUCAGAAAGUGCCAGCAAGACCAAUGCAGGUGGACGAGGGGUUGUGGCACCAUUCUGAGGCCAAUGCCACUAGGCACCGUAUGGCUCUUUGUACUGAGCCAUGUGUCAGAGCAGAGUGAGACAGGGCAGGACUUUGUCUCACUCUGCAGGCUGGAUCCAGGCCUCCAUUCAUUCGCGUGCCCUAGUCACCCAAGCUCUGUAUGUUCUCCCAGCCCUGGUUUCUCAAUCUGCUGGGUAGGGCAGGCCCCCUACCUAUCUAUAGAGCAGUCAGCCCGUUUCUGGGAGAGUAUCAGCCAGAGGAACUGAGGUUGGUAGUACCAGCCCCUUGUGGGGAUGCAGGCCAGGCUGGGGGAAGGGGGACUACACAGUUAUACAGUAUUUAUUUAUUUAUUCUUCUUUCAGGGGUUGGGGGUGGGUUAGUGGCAUGAGCCAACCCAUUUCUCUGCCCUAAGGUCUGGGUGGUCCAAAGAUCCCCAGCCCUGGUUCUUCCCUGUGGAGACCCCCACCCCCAGAUGUAUUGUUGGGCCCAAAGUAGUCCUGAAUGCCCUGGCCCUGCAUAUGGAUGUGCUCACUCUCAUUUCUUCCUAGUCUCUUUUGAGACACUGGGUAACCAGACAAACAGGAGCCAGAAACACAGAGCUCACGCUCAUCCUCACAGGCCAGCGCCAGGGGUCCACAGAGCUGGCUUCUCUGCGGCCCCUGCAGAGGGCCACGCGCUGGGCCAGGAAGGGGAUGCCAGCUGAAGGGCUGCCGCUGCUGCUUCCUCCCAGCUCCAGUGGAACUGAUGCCUGCAUGUGAGAGAGGGAGAAAUACAUACCUAAGGAGACGUUCUAAAGCAAUUACUAUAACACAAAAGCCAGUCUGGUGGCUUUCCUUCCACUGAUUUUUCUGUAACGAUAAUAAAAUUAUGCCUUCCAUUUA